CAACCCCGGCGGACAGAGAAGUGAUGGGUUGGUCUGACCAAUCAGAGGCCGCCCUGCAGGACGCCUUGGAGACAGCCAACUGGGAACUGUUCCAGCUCUGGUGAUGACAUCAGCGUGUUUACGGAGACGGUUGUGGGAUUUAUUGGGAAACUAGUGGAGGACACUAUCCCCAAUAGAACCAUCGAGGAGUUUCCCAACCAGAAGCCGUGGAUGAAUAAAGGCAUCCGUGACGCUCUGAAGUCCUGCACCGCCGCCUACAACACAGGAUUCGCCACCGGAGACAUAGGACCUUACCGGGCCGCAGAGCCAUGAGGGAGGCCAAACAGAGGUACAGGGAGAAGCUGGAGUCACAGCUGCAGCAGAGGAACACCAGGGGACUAUGGCAGGGACUAAGAACUGUGACAGACUAUAAAGCAACACUGAUGCCCAUAGUGAGUGCUGACAUCUCUCUGGCCGACCAACUCAACAUCUUUUAUGCUUCGAGGCUCCCAGCAGAGAGGUGUGCAUCCUGCCCGGCCGAGAGGAAGAGAUGCACCGUGACGGAGCAUGACGUGAGGCUGAUGUUUAAAUGCAUGAAUACCAAGAAGGCUGCAAGACCUGACGGUAUAACAGGCCGUGUCCUGAAAGCCUGUGCCAACCAGCUAGCAACCAGCUCACUCUCCCAGUGCAUCAUCCCCAGGUAUCUCCAGGGGCGACCACAGGAGGCGCUGGCUCUCCUCAGCCAAUCAGAGGACAGGACCAGGGAGUGUUACGGCGAUGACAGCGAGCGACGACUCAUCGUGACGUACGGAGACAUGGCCUGGAUACACUAUCACCAUGGAGACCAGAAACAGGCGGAGAGCUACUGUAGCAGAGUCCAACACAUACUGGUGAAGCAUCCCUCCGGUUCCUCUGAGCUCCUCCCGGAGGUGUUGGGGGAGAAGGGCUGGACGUUACUCAAGUUCUCCAAGUCCUUGUACCCUGCAGCCAUCGAGUGUUUCCGUGGCGCCCUGCUGCUGCAGCCCGACCACUGGGAGUGGAACACGGGUCUGGCCAUCGCUCUGUACCGCACGGAACCACACCCGGCCGUUCUUGGAACACCUCCCGAAGAGUCCCUGGCCACCAAGCAGCUCCGCCGAGCCCUAAAGUUCAGCCCUGAUGACGGCGUCCUGCUGGCCCUGCUGGCUCUGAAGCUGGUGCAGCAACACAAAUACCACGAGGCAGAAGCUCUGGUGGAGCGAGCGCUGGUCGGACCCGACGAUGACCAAGUCAUCCGCUACGUAGCCAAAUACUUACGAAUGCAGGAUCAGCUCGAUCAGUCCAUUGAUCUGCUGCACAGAGCACUGAAGGGCAGAAGCCAGUCAGCUUUCAUCCACCACCAGCUGGGUCUGUGUUACCUGAGGAAGAAGAAGAACCUUCUGUCCAACAAGCCUAAACCUGAAAAAGAGGUUCAGCAGUGGAGGCGCCUCAGUAUUCAUCACCUGGAGGAGGCGAUCCGGCUGAAGAACGGGCUGAAGAGUGCCAAGGCUGACCUGGCUCUGCAGUACGCUGAGGAGUCGGACAUGAAGAGAACUUCUUUCAAUCUGUUGGAGGAGCUUCUGUUUCUGUUGUGUUUCAGAGCCCAGGAGAUGUUUGAUGAUGUUCUCCAGGAGCUGGAGGAGGAAUCCCCCAGCAUCCGUCAGUCUAUGAGUCGCUGCUACGCUGAGUUCUGUCACUACCACAGCAUCCAGAAGGACGUCGCCAUCUCCUUCUACAAGAAGGCUCUGGAGUUCAGCACCAACACAUCAGACGGGAAACACUGUGCAAAGAAGCUGAAGCUGAUGGCGGAGCGCCGUCUCAGGAACAACCCGGCAGACGGCGCCUCCUACGGCAUUCUGGGAUACGUGGCCCGAGCCGAGGGCGACUACAAGCGGGCGGCGGGAUUCUACGAGGACGCUCUGGAGAGAGAACCCGAGAACACUGAGUUCCUGUCGGUUCUGUGUGAACUCCGUCUGCAGCUGUACUGAGUCACAACCAAAAAACAACACAACAAGAACAUACACGAAACGUAGCAAGAACCUCUGAUAUAAACGAGCAAAUCCUUUAAAUAAACACAACUGUUAGGAGAAAGGGUUCAGGUUAGAAUGUGUGAUGAGAACCCUGAGUCUGAGGAAGACCACGGUUCUGGGUGAAAGCCCAGCAGCUCACUGACCUUUUAGUCAAGUUUGGCCUCAUUUUGGUCCAUUUUGAAUUCAUUCUAGACGUGUUUGAAAUCAUUUUAGACAAUUUUAAUGGUCUUCAAACAGCUUUCAAAUGUUUUCAUAGAAAGUUUCGCUCAUUUUGUUCAUUUUUAUCUUGUGUUAGACAGUUUUGUUCAGCGGAGUUCAGACGGCUACUAAAUAAAUCAUCUGAGAGCAUCACGUUUUCACAUCAGUCUCUGAAAUGUUUGUUACAUCAAAUUGUUGAUAUUUGAAAAGACGUUGUGGAAAUAUUUCCUUCUGAACUUAACCAAUGAGUCCUGUGUUACUGAAAUAAAGAGAACCAAGAAAAGAA
This is a messenger RNA of Amphiprion ocellaris (clown anemonefish), 2511 nucleotides long. Its product is annotated as interferon-induced protein with tetratricopeptide repeats 5-like. Gene Ontology annotation, molecular function: protein binding. Bases 309 to 1985 code for a protein of 558 amino acids. The transcript has 9 exons. Gene Ontology annotation, biological process: defense response to virus. The record is from RefSeq and is a predicted model, not a curated record. Lineage: Eukaryota; Metazoa; Chordata; Actinopteri; Pomacentridae. Gene Ontology annotation, cellular component: cytosol.